AUGAUUUCUCCUAAGUAUUCCACUACUCACUACUUCUAUUCUGCUGCAGAGUUUGCAACUGCCAAGACUGCUCCUCACACAGUUAAUUUAUAUUUGGACUAUAACUGUCCAUUUAGUGCCAAAAUCUUCUUCAAAUUGAAGGAAUCAGUAAUCCCUAAACUUAACGAAAAAUAUCCAAAUAAAUUCCAAUUUGUGUACGUCAAUGUUAUCCAACCUUGGCACCCGAAUUCUGAGUUUUUGAAUGAAUUCUCCCUCGUUGUUGCCAAGUUGUUGAGGGAAGACCCUUCAGCAAAGAAUACCAAUUCAUUGUUCUGGGAAUUUUCCAACUUGAUUUUCAAAAAUAAGGAGAAAUUUUUCGAUGAAGCCAAUGCUGACUUGAAUAGAAAUGAAAUUUACAAGUCAAUCGCGGAUUUGCCAGGCUUUGAUAGCCUUGGAUUACCAUUUCCAAAAUCCAAGAUCUUAGACCAAUUGACCAUCGUAAAGGACGGAAACCCAACCAAUAAGGGAAAUGGUGCGACUGUUGAUGUGAAAUAUUUCACCAAAUAUUUGAGAGGUGUAGGUGUCCAUGUCACCCCUACAGUUAGUGUGGAUGGAAUUGUAAACAAUUCAGUAUCUUCCGGUGAUGAAAUUGACACCCUUGUGAAAGUUUUUAGCGAAUCUAUCUAG
Dujonia railenensis is the source of this 666-nucleotide messenger RNA. The record is from the annotation of a GenBank genome assembly. NCBI's taxonomy places the organism in Eukaryota, Fungi, Ascomycota, Pichiomycetes, Serinales, Debaryomycetaceae.